Arachis ipaensis is the source of this 1443-nucleotide messenger RNA. RefSeq lists its product as uncharacterized. The record is from RefSeq and is a predicted model, not a curated record. Lineage: Eukaryota; Viridiplantae; Streptophyta; Magnoliopsida; Fabales; Fabaceae. Gene Ontology annotation, molecular function: zinc ion binding.
AUGGAUCACAGGCAGCUCGAUUACCAUGUCAUAUGUGCCUCGAUUUUAUCGUUGGUGAUGGCUGAUGCAUCAGUGUCGGUUAAGGUGUUACAGAAUGCGGUGUCUUCGAAGUUUGGGUUCAGGCCCAGCUACAGGAAGGUUUGGAUGGGCAAGCAGAAGGCAAUUGCGCAGAUAUAUGGAGAUUGGGAGGAGUCUUACAACUACAUACCACGGUGGAUCAUUGGGGUUCAGUUGUAUAUGCCGGGUACUAUUGCGCUUUUGCGUACUUCGCUAGUGAGGAUAGUAUGGCGGCACUCUGCUAAUGGCUAUUGCCCAAGAUGGAAACUCGAACAUUCUCCCAGUGGCUUCGGGUUAGUCGAAGGCGAAAACACAGAUUCGUGGAAGUUUUUCCUCACUAAUCUCCGCCAGCAUGUCACCCCUCAACCCGGCAUUUUAGUCAUAUCUGAUCGGCACAAUGCCAUCAAGGCUGCCUUGCUUGCAGAGGACGGUGGAUGGCUCCCACCGUCGGCAUACCGGGCAUUUUGUGUGCGACACAUCGCGUCUAACUUCGCACUGUCAUACAAGUCUAAGGAAGCCCGGAGCAUUCUCGUGAAUGCCGCAUAUGCAAAGACUGAAGAGGAUCACCGGUAUUACAUGGACAUUUUGCGGAAGGAAGAUCCUGCAAUGGUAGAAUGGUGCGACAGGAUUGGACUGGAGUUGUGGACCCAAUAUCGGGAUGGUGGUCGUCGAUAUGGUCAUAUGAUGACUAACAUCUCUGAGUGUAUCAACGCCGUGUUUAAAGGCACACGCAACCUCCCGGUGGGUUCAUUAGUUAAGUCAACAUAUGGGCAUUUGGCCGAGCUCUUUGUGAGGAAGGGAAAGGAGGCUGAGUCUCAAGUCGGAGCAAAUCAAGAAUUCUAUCAGACCGUGAAGGCGAUCGAGAGGAAUCUACAAGCCUCAAGAAAUAUGCGGGUGGAUCUGUAUGACAGGGGAAACUCUGAGUUUAUCGUUGAGGAACUUGCGCCGACCGCGGGAAGGAUUGCAAUGAGUGUGUGUCGGGUGUCUCUAUCCGCCCGCACAUGCGACUAUGGGUACUUUCAAGCCCUCCACUACCCGUGUCGUCAUGUGCUUGCAGCAUGUUCAUUUUGCAGACUGGACUGGAGGACAUACGUUGAUGAUGUGUAUCGCAUGAAGACCGUGUUCAAUGUUUACAAGAUGGGUUUCUCUCCGCCUAUCCACGACGAUCUCUUACCCGUAUACGAGGGACCUCGUGUCAUCCCUGAUCCUGGCAUGAUGCGGGCUGCAGUUGGAAGACCUCGGAGCACUAGGAUAAGGAAUAGUAUGGAUGAGGCGAAUCUGGAUAGACCCAAGAGAUGCGGACUGUGUAGGACCCCAGGUCAUACCAGAAGAAACUGUCCACAGCGCCUGGGAGCUUCUGGAUCGCACGAAGGUAGCAAUGCAUAG